Messenger RNA from Toxotes jaculatrix (banded archerfish), 3199 nucleotides. RefSeq names its product E3 ubiquitin-protein ligase TRIM21-like. Gene Ontology annotation, molecular function: protein binding; zinc ion binding. The transcript is spliced from 2 exons. Bases 86 to 1711 code for a protein of 541 amino acids. The record is from RefSeq and is a predicted model, not a curated record. NCBI's taxonomy places the organism in Eukaryota, Metazoa, Chordata, Actinopteri, Toxotidae.
GAGAAACUAAAAGAGGAGAAGAGCCUCCAGCUUUUCCUUUCUUUUACACGGCUGAAACUGUUAGCAAAGCCUUCAAACACCAGACAUGGCUUCCUCAAAAAGUUUAAAAGAGAAUUUUCUUUGUUCUAUCUGUCUGCAUGUGUUCACAAAACCUGUGGCAAUUUCCUGUGGGCACAGCUUCUGUUUUGAAUGUAUCAAUAACUUCUGGGACACUAGAGAUCGAUACUUAUGUCCACUGUGUAAAGAGGAGUUUCACAGCAGACCACUGCUUCGGGUUAACAUUGUUAUUGCUGACAUGGCUGCAAAACUCCAAAAAGCAGUUGAGGAAAAAUCUUCUGGUACCUCUGAACAAGCAGCACAUGGAAAUGUGUUGUGUACUAUGUGUACGGCACCAAAGCUCACAGCACUGAAGUCCUGCUUAGUGUGUUUCAUGUCUUUCUGUGAAACACAUCUGGAGCCUCACCAGAAAAUUUCAGCCUUGAAGAAGCACAGGCUGAUCAACCCAGUUGAAAACCUGGAGAGCAGGAUAUGCAAGACCCAUGACGAGCCUCUGGAGCUGUUUUGCAGGGUGGAGCAAAUGUUUGUAUGUGAGUCCUGUAAAAGCAAUGACCAUAAAACUCAUAAGAUAGUGCCUCUAGAGGAGGAGGCUCAAAUGAGAAAAACCCUGCUGGGAAUAGAAAAGAAGCACACAGAUCAGAUGAUCCAGGAACGUCAGCAGAAAAUUCAAGAGAUUCAAAACUCGGUGCAGGCUAGCAGAAAUAAUGCAGCGAAGGCACUGUCAUGCAGCAUGCAUAUGAUGACUGCUGUGGUGGACUACAUUAAGAGGAGUCGAGCUGAGCUGACUGAGGUAACUGAGACGAGGCAGAAAAGAAUGGAAACACAAGCGGAAGGAUUCAUUAAAGGACUGGAGGAAGAAAUUUCACAAAUAACGAGGAAAAACGUGCAGCUUAAUCAGGUCUCACUUGCCAGUGACCCCUUCGUAUUCCUUGAGAAUAUCCUUUCUCUUACCAUCACGCCUCCCCAGGUUAAAGACUGGUCUGAUGUCACUCUUAACAGUGACCAGUUUACAGUGCAGGGAGUCCUGACCGAGCUGGAGACAACAGUCAUGAGAGAAAUAAGUAUGCUGUGUGAUCCCGACUUCAAAGAAAAGCAGCGGCAUGCAGUAGAUGUCACUCUGGAUCCUGACACAGCAAACCCCUAUCUCACUGUUUCUGCGGAUGGGAAACAAGUCACACACGGAGACAGAAAGAGGAAUCUCCCUAACAAACCAGAGAGGUUUGAUCAUGUCCACAAUGUCUUGGCAAAGGAGGGUUUCUCCUCUGGAAAAUUUUACUUUGAGGUCCAGGUGAAAGACAAAACACAGUGGUGCUUAGGAGUUGCAAACCAGUCCAUCAACAGAAAGGGGGAUAUACGACUUAGUCCCAAGUAUGGCUACUGGACAAUUUGGCUGAAGAAGGAACAUGACUUCAUAGCCAAUGCAGACCCUGCAAUUAACCUCCAAGUCAUGGAGAUGCUUCAAAAGGUUGGAGUGUUUGUCGAUUACGAGAAGGGUCAGGUUUCCUUCUAUGAUGUGGAUGCCAGGGCUAACAUCUUCUCUUUCACCGGAUGCAACUUCACCGAGCCACUCCUUCCGUUCUUCAACCCCUGUGCUAAUGACGGUGGCAAAAAUUCAGCCCCCUUGAUCAUUACUCCUGUCGAAUACAAAAGCUAAGUUUUUUAUUUUGUUUUCUGGGUUUCUGACAGAAAAAGAGACAGGGACAAAGAUCACACCAGCAGAAUGUUGAAAUGUUUUUAUCUGUGAAACUCCAGUGUGUCAUCCUGGUUGUUCCAUCCAUCAGUGUCAGUAAUGUGUGACACUGUGUGUCACCUGUCACACAGACAGCUGCAGAUCUCCAACAGAGUCCCCAUGCAGCCAUUAGGACAUUCCCUACACACACACACACUUCUGAGAGACACUGAUGUAGUGGUACAUCUCCAUGGGUUACAAAAAGAAGUCUUUGUGAACUGGCCAUUAAUUUUGGUAUUUUAAAGCUGCUCUUGCCUGCCACCAUGGUCAUACAAAUACACGAGUAAGUACUACUUGACUGUAGGUCAAAGUACUGUUUGAUCUACAGUCAAACAGUACUUUGACAUAUAAAUAUAUUGGGGCAUUGAUUUGUGCUGCUUGGUGUGCCACAUAUCAGCUGUUCAACUGUUCACUAAUGACAUGAUGGAUGGGCUUUAAGGACUCUUACUAUUCGGUUCUUAAUAUGGCUCUGGAUAGGAAUUAUUUUCUCCAUGAAUUCAUUUGUUGUUCAGUUAAAAGGGUAGUUAUUAAACUGAUCAAUCACAAUACUAGAGUCUGACUGGCACACAGUGUACCUUUAAUUAAAAUUAGCCAAACCUGCAAGGUGCAGGCUUUCUAAAUCCAAAUGCUGUAAAUCUGUCUGAUUAGGAGACACUUGAGUAACCUCUCAUUGAGCAGAGCCAAUUAAAGCCUGUUUGUUCAUUUUUUGUUGAGUAUCUUUAGUUGUGUAUCUUUAUUGUUAUGAUGCAAGUCUCCUGAAAGUGUGUCUCUUAAAUGAAUCUCAUCUGGACAUCAAGUAGCUGAAGAGGUUUAGGAGACAGGAAUACUAAAGCCGGUCAGAUUGGUUUUUGGCCACCUGGAUUUUGAAUCAUUAAAAUGUCGGAGACAUUGGGCACGAAAAUAACUGUUAAUAGAAAACUUUGUACUGAGUCUUGAUUAACAAUUUUAUGAUAUUUUAUCUUGAUACUCACACAUUUUUGACAAGGUCAAGACAGCCUUGUAAUCUUUUAAUUAAAGUUGGCACAGAAAAAACAAGGUGUAAAAUAAUAUCUGUGAUACAUCCUAAGCAUUUGAUAUAAAAGUGCUGGUGGAUUCAUUUUAGUGCCAAAACAGUAAGUAAAAUGUUUAAGUUGGUGAUCAACAGAAAUACUAACAAAUAAUUAACCAUUUAAGCAAUUUAUAAAAAGAAAAUGAUAAUAUCUGUGGGUUUCAAAUUGUGAUAGACAUUUUCUCUUCUUUCUGACAUUUGAUAGCUCUUUUAAAUGAUUCAUUAUAAAAAAUAUUUACUAUUCAAAAAAUUAUCUGAUGCUGUGUUGGACUGGAUACUGUGGAUACUGGGAACUGUUGGAUACUGUUGAUACUUUUGUGUGUUGAAUUCAGUGAAAAAAAAAAAGAAUAAAGGUGAUUCAGGGA